GAGGGGCGUUCCUGGGAAGGCGGAGGCGCCCCGCUUGCGCCUCGCAGACUACAUUUCCCAUCCUGCCCUUGCACGGUCCUCGCGGCCCCCCUUCUUUCCCUCGCCAAGAGAUGGCUAGGAAGCGCCGAGAGUCCGGCGUGGAUUUCGGGGCGCGGAGCUCCUUCCUGGCAGGUGCAGCGCAGGGCGAUCCUCGAGGGCUCCGUCUGGAAGCGCAGCCAGAACUUUAGCCCGAAGUUCUGCUGAAGAGCGCGGCGCCACUUCCCGUCGAGGCGGAGAAAGGAAGCUGCGAGCCCCGGCUCCGCGUAUGUGGGGCUGCCCGACGGGCGGAGAGGGGCGCGCUGGGGACCCGGCGGGCAGAACUUGUAGCGUGGCCUCUGCCACGGAAGUGGGCUAUGGGGUCAGGGAGGGGGAGCUGGCCGCCCCAGGAGACCCCGGACUCUUUUAUUGUUAGUUUUGCUUUGUUUGUUUUACGUCUGAUGUCUCAGAAUAGCUCAUAUCUUUCUCUUUUCUUUCCCUUGGUGAGCUUUAUUGUGUGCGCUCGUAAACUUCCUCCUUUGUGGUGCUCUGGGAAAGGACCGGGGCACCAACGUUGCCAUUUUUCCUAUAGGACCCCAGUGCCUCUGAAUACCAGUCGCUGGGGUGAAUUGGGGGCGGGGGACAACCGUAGUAGCCAGGGUACUAUUGCCCUCAUAUCCUUCCUCCCCUGAGGUAUCUGGUUGGCCACUGUGGCCAAUAGGAAGCUGGAGGAGAUUGGUCCUUGGUCUGGUCUAUUAGGGCUCUUUUUAUGCUCUUGUCUUCUGGAUGAGACCAAGAUGUGGGUAGCCCAGCCCCAAGGGUCAUGUGGGGUGGUCUCAAGCAAGCGGUGACCUUUCGUCCUUCUGCUCCUGCGUGUGUGCCAAUAUCAAGUAAUCGGAGAUUGCCUCCGAACGUGUUCUGGUUUGUGUGGGAAUGUGUAAACAUCAUUUACAACACAGUGCCAGUUUGCGCAUUUGAUGUGGGGUGAUUAAUCUCAAUGUGGAACAUUUAUAACAUCAUGCCGGAUGGUGGUUAAAUAUACAAGACAGAGAAGCCGACAUUGUGCAGUGAAAGCUGGAGCAUUGGGGGCAGGGGAGAUAACUCGGGAAAGAAGACAUUAUAUUGAUUCUGGAUCAUUGCUUGAUAUUCUCCUGCCCGCCUACACAACAUCCACUUCUGUGCUGUCAGAGUUCCUCUUUCUAAUGCUUUGGAGCAACAUGCUUUCAGGCUGGCUCUUAGAAGCCAGCUACAGCUGCACCCUGAACUGAUGGGGACUCUCCACAGCCAGAGAUACAGCAUUGUCUACAAGUGGUGUUAGGGAUUAAAAUUAUUACAAUUAUUGAAUAAUUAUUCAAGAACUCCAAAAGGGCUACAGCUCACAAACAACGUCAUCAUUUUCCAGGGAUGAGAACUUCCUCUUGCAAGCAUUUAAAGCUACUUUUAAUAAUCAGACAGCUCCCCUGAAUAUUUCAAUUAAUAAUGCCACAUUUCCCCUUCAUUGCGACUUUCCCCAGGCAUAAGGUAUAUAAUGCUUUCUCGUGCCUAUAUGAUCUUAGUGCCCAUAUAUGGAUAUAUACUUUGGCAUGUUUUCACAACAUGAGGAACUUUAGAACUCUAAGAAGCAACUUGCUGCUUUCUUCAUUUCGGUUGGGGACGAGUUUCAAAUACAGUGGUACCUCUAGUUACGAACUUAAUUCAUUCCGGAGGUCCGUUCUUAACCUGAAACUGUUCUUUGCUAGAGGCGUGCUUUCGCUAAUGGAGCCUCCUGCUGCCGCUGUGCUGCCAGCACACGAUUUUCGUUCUCAUCCUGGGGCAAAAUUCUCAACUCGUGGUAACUCUUCCGGAGUUUGUAACCUGAAGCGUUUGUAACCUGAGGCAUUUGUAACUCGAGGUACCACUGUAAUAGAUUACUUACUCUCUUCUAAUUUUGGUAAGAAUAACAAUUUGGUCCAGUUUUCCAUUCAGAUUUGGUUUGACACCUCUGGAGCAUGCAAGCUUGCUUCUGUUCAGCAUGCACACUUGAACUGUUUCAUUACCACCCUUCAAAGGAUUUUGCAUAUGAACUUGCCAUUCUACCUUUUUGUCUUCUCCCAGUAGGCUAGAUCUUCUAUGCCCUGCUGUAAAUCUGAGCUGUCCUGCUGCGGGUUUAGAGUCUAGAGCCCAUCUGUUCUUCCAUAUUUCGGAUUUGGAUGCCAUGGAGUCAACGGCAGGCAUAAUGAUGAACAAAGGACCAGAUUCUAGGAAAAGUGGGAUUACAGGUAAGUAAGAGAAGAGAGACAGACCCAGUUCUAAAGGUACCCUCAAAGGGCUUCUAUUGCACAAAGACAUGCUGAAACACACCAGCACACCCAAUCUGCAUCCUGUUGUUCAGAUAACUUGCCUGGAUCUGUGGCAAUAGCCUGUUUCCCUGUGUGAGUCCAUUUCUUCUUCUCCCUUUCUCUGUCCCUGCCCCAUGGAGGGCCAUGGACACGUGGUUCUUCAGGAUGAAGCCUCCUAGUACUAAGUAAGGUCACUGGUCCACAGAGCCAAGUAACUCAUUGACAUGCAAAGAUUCAAUCCCUGGCAUCUCUAGAUCAGAUGGAGAAGGACACUCGUCUGGAAUCUGGAAGAGGUACUGCCAGUCAGUGCAGACAGUUUCAACCAAUGGUCUGACUCAGUAGAAAUCAGCUUCAUAUGUCUCAUGUGUAGCUCACUGUUUUCUCCUAUGAAUGGCAGUGGCUCUCUAGGGUCUCAGGUGGAGGUCUUCCUUGGGCUGAGAUCCUACCAAGGAUUGAAUCUGGAGCCUUCUUCUCUGAGUUCAUUGGAUGCUUCCCACAUCAUGCCCCAUUUGUAGACUUCCUGGAAGCAUCUCACUGACCUCUGUUGUUGUGUGUGCCCUGGAUAGGGAACCUGUGGCCCUCUAUGUGCUGUUGGACUCCAGCUCCCAUCAACCUCAGCCUUUUGGCCUAUAGUCAGGGAUGAUAGGAGCUGCCAUCCAAUUUAUAGAACCAAAGCUUCCACAUCUUUGUAGCAUCAUUAUAUGCCUGUCCAUGGUACUGGGGAGUUGUUCGGACUAUGAACCUUGACUCUUGCUCUAAAUGUUUUGAGUUGAUCCUCUGUGGUUGAUACAAUGCAUAAGUGCCAUUUUAGGCAAUCUCUCUUCAUGUCAACAUGGAAAGUCUUGUGCUUAUUGUAUCGACCCUCUUACAGAGACUCUGCCUUGUACAAAGUAUUUCUUUUCGUUUAUUGAAUUUAUAUACCACCCUAUACCCGGAGGUCUCAGGGCAGUCCACAAAAAAGAUCACAAUAUAUAAAAUAAAAAUAAAAACAAUAAUCCAAUAACACACCCCCCCCAAAAAAGAGCCACAUUUUAAAUGGUAUAGGAUGUUGAUUAGGUCAGCCAAAGGCUUGGUUAAAAAGAAACGUUUUUGCCUGGCGCCUAAAGGUGUAUAAUGAAGGCACCAGGCAAACUUUCCUGGAAAGAGCAUUCCACAGAUGGGGAGCCACUUCAGAGAAGGCCCAUUCUCUUGUUGCCACCAUCCGGACCUCUCAAGGAGGAAACACACGAAGGAGUGUCUUACAGUGCAGUCUCUGGAAUACCUUCCCUGGUGCAACAUCCCAAGUGUUUUGCUGCAUUAAUGCAACACCGUGGCCACUACAUUGCUGUGGCGAAAUGUCCCUUGCACAGCAAACAUAGGACUCAUUUGCACAGCUCUUAGAUUUUUUUAGGUGCUUCAAUAUGUUCUAAACGGUAAUAGUAUUGUCAACCAUAAGCAUUGCACGGGAUUGGGGUGGUAGCUCACAUGUUGCAUGCAUCAGCUUUAACAUGUGCUUUUAUUUUUACUUUUGAUGUUAUCUGAUAAGCCAUUCCUUGCCAACAUGCAUUUUUCUCUCAAUUUCCAGGCUUGCUUACAAAGCACCUUUGGAAGGCCUUGCGCCUGUCUUCCCCCGUGGCACUUUCCCAACACUGUACAGGUAGGUGAAGUGUGCGGCGCAUUCCAAUAUACUAUCUGCUUUUGUAUUCUGCGCCUGUGGACUGAAUACUGAAACUGAAUCUGGACGGUAAGAAAGAAUUGGAACAUUUGAACGAUGGUGACACCAUUUGUUGUGACUGUGAGAACAAAUCAUGCACAUCAAGGAAAUAUAGGCACAUCUCUAUACUUUGCAUGAAUGAGACAGGUUGGACAGAUAUACUUUUUCAGGGUACAGAAUUUGUUCACAACUCUUAAUGCAGAAUCCAAUGAAUAGGGCAAAAGUAGCUAUUGUCUUUGAUGGAGAGCUGCUGGCCACACAGCAAAACAUUGGAUUCUUAUGGGGAGGAAAGAUGAUAGCCUGUGCAUGUUCAGCAGCUAGAAUUUGUUGUUGGAUCCCCUUGUGGCUUUCUCCUUGGGCUUUUGAUUCAGCAGACUAGUGAAAGGUGAAGGUGAUUUUUGUGGAUUCCCCGUUUCUAACCCCUGCCACCUUCCAUGUUGUUCUGGAGGGUCCAGAUUUUUCAAGGACUGCAGGAAGGAUUGGUGAGAAUUGCUUCUUUCCCACCUUUCCAGCGUCUGCUGGAUCAAAAGCCUUUCUGCAAGCAGUGGAAGAGCAGAAUUGGACUCAACCCUAUUUACUUCAUUUAUUUCCUGCUUUUCUGCAACAGACCUCACUCAAAGUAGCAAUCUUAUAAUAUAAGUGCUGCUUUACCUGGAAUAAUCUCUGUUGUAUAAGCAUGUAGAAAAGAGCAUCUUCCAAAUUAACAACAAAUUGCUUGAUUUGAAGCACAGAAUACGUAGCCUAACUGUGCAUGUUUGGCUGUGGAUUUUUGUAACUGGAUUGCAAUGGAUUAGCAGCCUAGCAGGAUGGAUUUGUGCUACUGGGAAAAGCUUUGGGUGCUGCAGGAGUUGCUUUGGCAUAAGCCAUUUUGUCCUCUGUCACAGCUACACUCAUUUGUAGGAUCAAGGUAUUCUCAGGCUUUCAGUAUGAACAGAUCCUGCUAUUUACUAAUUAAUUUUAAUGCAUAAACAAGUUAAGGCCUAGAGCCUCUAAUAACUGUCACCCAUGUUAACAACACUCAGUGGUGGUUCUUUUUCCAUGUUGCCUCUGGAAGGCAAGUGGCACAUCAUACAGUUAUUAACUGCAUGCUCUUUGCUGAAGGCACAGGCAAUGUGCAUUUAAACCAGCCUUGCAAGUGCAUUUAAACCAGCCUUGCAAAUAAGCCCACGAAAGUUACUAGCCUGCAAGCAAACCUACCAGCUUGCAGAGGAUGACAAAGAGCUCAGUCUCUCCUAUGGCAGCUUGCUGCACUUCUAUGCUGGGUACAGAGGAGGGGAGCUUCCCUCUUCUUCCAGCAGCCAGCCUGGGUUCUGUUCUGGUUGUAGUGGAGCAAUGGAACGCUCCAUCUUUCUGCCAGCUUGCUUACUCACCUGAAUGGAAUUCCUGAUCACCUAUGACUGCCAGGCUAGUGCUUAAAUAUCAGGCUGAUUCAAAACACACAGGGUUGUUAGUCCUACUCAGAAUGGGCCCAUUGAAAUUAAUGGACAUGGCUCACUAAAAUCCACUAAGUUCAGUGGCUGUACUGUAAAUAGAACAUACAAAGGAUACAGCUCACACAUUUUAAGGAGUAGAUGAAUCAUUUUAAUUUGUUUUCGUUAGUGGUCUAUUAGCAUAUUUUACGUUUAUACGCUGAGACAGAGGGAAUGCUUAUAGAAACGGAUGUGACAGCUACCUUCCAGUGAAAGGCUCUGCUUAAAGCCGUGUGUGUGCUCAUGGCAAAAUAUAAUCUAAAAGCAAUGGCAGUGGGAGUUGUGUGAAAGGAAUUGCCUCUUCCCAGAGGCACAAUUCAUUAGCAUUCAUGAUACGUUGUAGAUCUGUGCAAAGGGGAGCUAUUUCAUGAGCAUCUGUUCUUGGGGGGAACCAUCCUGUUCUUGCAGGUUCUUGCCCAGACUUGAUAAUGAGCAGGAAUGAAGUGCCGGAACAAAAGAUAGUCCACAGAGAAGCUUCAUCUAGGCCUCGGUCACCCAUGAAGACUCACCAGACACUCUGCUUAUCCCUCUCAUCAGACAGUGCCAGGCAAUACAGUGGCUUGGUCUCUCUGGAGAACCUUGAUACUCAGGUGAGUGAUGAUCUAAGAGACAUUUGUUGGGAAAUACACAGUUUGUUGUCUGCCAUGCGGCUGCAUCAGUUUGUGAAUCUAGUAGUAGGAACUUAACUGAUACCUUUCUCCUCUUUUUCAAAUAGAUGAAACAAGCCCACAGUGGUGGGGCAGCCAGCAGCACUGGUUCCCUGGAACGGGCAUCCUUGUUUUGUGCCUCUGUACCCAGUUCCUCGUCCAAAUCCAUCCCCUCCAAGCCAACGGGAUCUCCAUCCAAGCCCAAGUCUUCCAACUCUUUGUUUUCUCCGUUGCUGCCAAAGGGCGGCUUUGAAUUCAGUCCCAAUCCGUCAUCUGUUUCUAGCUCCAAGAAGCGCUGCAAUGGGAGUCUCAAAUCCGGGGAAGCCAGUGACCCAAAGCCAAGGGAGCUGCAGGCGGGCUUCGGUUUCUUGGAGCCGGUCAUUGCCAGGGUAACAGACUUCAUCUAUGUGGGGAACCUCCGUGCGGCUUACAGUGGGCAGGCGCUGUGCAAGAACCAGAUUGACAGCAUCAUUGACGUGAGCAGCUUGCCCAGGGACUGCAGGCUGAGCUUCAUCCCUUGCACCUGCAGCCGAGGGCCCCAGCAUAGCUGGUCCCGCCUCAAGGUGCACGUCCAGGGGCCUUUGGAGGAGGAGCACCUUUCUCUGCAGCAGCCAUGCUUCUGGGACAUCAACCGGUGCCUUGAGGCCUCGCUGGAGAAGAGGAAGCGGGUUCUGAUUCACUGCAGGGAUGGCUACUCCCUGGGUCCUACCUGCGUCAUCCAGUACCUGAUGGUCAAGCACCACAUGAGGCUACUGGCUGCUUAUGAGUUUGUCAGAGCAAGGUACCCAGUGAACAUCCGGGGGUGUCACCAAGACCUGCUGGUGGACCUAGAGAGGUCUCUGUGGCCUGGAGAGGUGGACAUGGAGUGCUCUAAACAAGCCAUGUCGAGGAAGAUGGCAUGGACAUAGGGUCAGGCUAGAUGGCAGCAGUUUCAUCUCACACAUGUAGAAAGGUGGGGAGGAAUGUGGUUCAUGGUGACUGAAGCUUCUCCCCUUGCCUGUCCCUCCUCUCCCAGCACCUUCCCCGUAUCUAGGAGAGGGAGCAGGUCUUGCAUUGUACACACUCUCUUCACCCACCUUCUUUUUCCGCAGCAGGGAUGGCUCAACUUUUUUCGCUGCAUUCGCUCUUGGUUAGCCUUUCAGGGGCCAUGCCCUGGUGGAGGGCUUGAGGAAAGCAGAAGUGGGUGUCUCCAAAGUGGGCAUGAUCAUCCUGGGCCCACUGUUUCUUACCCUUUCUCAGUUCUUUCACACGCUUUCUUCCACGUACACAGCCACACACACUACACAUCCCCGUCACAGGGCUGAACUUCCCCAGGGAGAUUGAAAUCUCUCCACCACAGUUCAGUGCCGCAGUGUUGAGGGCUAUUGCUGUCUCUCCUAAAAAGGGCCCAACCUCUGAAGACCAUAGGCAGUGGUUUUCCUCCCCCUUGCAGCAUUGCACUGGGGGAGGAAAGCAACCACUUGAAAGGGCUUGGCAGGCCUGAUUUGGCCCAUGGGUUUACCACCCUUGUUCUACAGCAAGUUCCUGGUUUCAGCACAUGGGACUGCAGCAGCCAUGCCUACUUUGGAUCUUAGGAUACAGUAAAUAACCAAAUACCGCAAGAAAGCAUGUGAGCGCUCAAAGCCAGUCAGAAGGCCUAAGGAUGCCAAUACAAUGUUUCUGUUAUGAAGAAGCUGCCUUAUAUUGAGCUGCCUUAAACCAUCCUCCCCCAGUAGAUCCUUUUGCAGCCCAUCUAAAUCCUUCAGUGGAAGAUGCCAAGGACUAAGUUUAUGUAUGCAAGUAUCUGCUUUAUCACUGAGCUGUGGACCAGGGCUAUGUUUACUCUGCUCUAAAAAUACUUUGCAGGGUGUGUGCGCGUCUUUUUUAACUUGAUUUGGCCAGUAAUGAGAAGAACAAGGAACUAUUCAGGGGACUGGAACUAUUCAGAGGACUGUCACCACUGGAAAUCUUAGUUUGGAAUUCUUCUGCUUUCUGAAGUUGACCAGGACAUUGCCCAGACACAUUCAAACAAAUACUGGUAAUCAUAAGACUAAAAAAAUUGCUUUUUUAAAAAGUGAAAACUGAGUUUCCUAGGAAACGAAAUUAUGCAUCUAGUACCACAAUCUGUGGUUUGGGAGGGGUUUUUUUAAUGCUCCUGUGAAAUUACAGUUUGCAUACAUCCCUGAUCCUUGCUUUUGUGCUGAGAUACACCAACAAGCUCUUUAAAUUACCCAAUUUGAUGAGGUAAAUGGCUCUCCACAGCAGCUAUGCCUAUUUCCAUAACUCUGUAAAUGUGAUAAUUCAGCCCUUUCUUAGCAGAGCCACCGUAGGCCUCUUUUAUUGUCAGGGAAAUUAUAACGCUGGAGCAGAACGUUCAAAGUGGAGAUUGUCUUGACAGCACUUUCCAGCUCCUACAAGAUGAGAGUUUGUAACAUUUGCAUAAAAGACUCUUAAAUCAGGGAUGGAUGCGGCAUUAGAGAGCAGGUGGGUUGUCAGCGGUGGAAUUUAAAUCUGGUGCUUAAAAUCCUAGAUUCUGUGAUUGGAAUAAAGUAGGUAUUUAUUCUUUUUUCAAAUA
Messenger RNA from Podarcis lilfordi (Lilford's wall lizard), 8696 nucleotides. The record is from the annotation of a GenBank genome assembly. NCBI's taxonomy places the organism in Eukaryota, Metazoa, Chordata, Lepidosauria, Squamata, Lacertidae.